AUGAACGUUCUGUACGGCAUACUGGUGGUGCUGAUGGGCCUCCUCGCCUACAGCGAAGCGCAGAGCGCGAAGUCCCUCUUCGGCUACCGCCCUCACGGUCCCCCCGGACUGGCCAGCCUCCGCAACUUCGCCCGGCUCCACCACGGCCAGCAUCACGGUCCCCGGAGGAAGGGGAUCAUCCCUUGAGGAGGCGCUCAUCCGCUUGGGGGUCCGGCGGAUCGCCUUCGACGCUCUCCGAUGGAAUUCAUUCGGGCGAAUUCACUUCAUGCUCCGAUAAUUGCUUUUUUCUAGUGCUUCCUGCAACAGUAGUUUGAAGCUGUCAUUUCAGUUUUAAAUCCGUAUACAAUGUUACUUCACAUUGUUUCGUCGAUGUUCAUGGUUAACAGCAUUUAUUCCUUUUUAUCUGGAUGCAUGUUAUUCCCUUGAUUCGUUUCAUCUAAGGUAAUUCACCGAUCGUGACUGGAGUGACUGACGGUAAUUCUAACCGUGUUCUACAUAUAAUAAAAACCUGACACUAAGUACAC
Messenger RNA from Darwinula stevensoni, 524 nucleotides. Lineage: Eukaryota; Metazoa; Arthropoda; Ostracoda; Podocopida; Darwinulidae. The record is from the annotation of a GenBank genome assembly.